AUGUUCCCAGGCAUUAUUGUGGCAGGUGUAACCAGCAGCGCCAUCAUCAAUAGCAGUGCUUCGCAGCCUAGGCUGGUCCAACUGGUCCAGAUGAGCGCAGAGCUGAAGGUGCUGGCACCGAGGGCGCCAGUGGUCAGGGUGAGGUUCAUGAGGCAAUGCAUGCGGCUCCAGCCAAGAUUAUGGGCCGUGGUGGAUGUGUCCGUAGAUGGAUUUAUUGGGCACAACGAUGAAAAGACACUUGACCUCUACCAGACCGCUGCUGCUUUGCCUACGAUGUACACUGCCUACAGGCUGCUGCCAAGUGGAUGCAUUAUUGAGGAAAUGGACGAUGGCCACUGCAAGGUCACAUGUAUCGUACAUGCUGAGUACGAUGAGAGCAACAUACAGCCGUUGUUCCAUCCGCUGCUCCGCUCUGGCCAGGCAUUUGGCGCUCGACGCUGGCUUGCAUCACUGCAGAGGCAGAGUGAAUACUUUGCCGUUCUGCGCUCUGAUCUUGUUCUGAACCUCAAUAACACCGGCGCUGCUAUGAAGCCAGCGGGAAAGAAGGGUAUCUUGGAGCUUGCGCAGCGGAUGACAAUGAACUUCUAUGUGGCCAUGUGCGGCCUCCCAGCAGGCCAGCCAUGGAAUGACUGGAACGGUGGCAUUGGCGUUGGCUCUGAGAGGUUUGAGUUGGCUGUGCAUUUUGUGACUCUGGAUCAUCAAGGGGUUCUUAGCGCCACCACCACGGUGUGGCUCCCCGGUGUGCCGGCAGGGCGCGUGUUCCACUACCUCUGCGACGGGAGCCGUCGCGGGGAGUGGGACAGUCUUGCCAGCAGUGGACCCAUGAAAGAGGUGGCCUGUGUUGCCACUGGCCAGCUCUAUGGCAACUCAGUUUCUGUCCUCCGCCCCAGUGUCUAUAAUGGAACCACCAACAAGAACGACAAGCUGAUCCUGCAAGAGGCAUAUGCUGACGCAUCCUGCAUGUUCAUGGCCUAUGCUCCAAUUGAUAAGCAAUCCAUGCAUCAAGUCAUGAACGGUGGAGGCCACACCUCGUUCUCCCUCUCACCUUGUGGGUUCAUCGUCCUCCCUGAUGGCCAAGGUCAGCAAUCUGUGCAAACAAUUUCUGCCGGUUCCUCCUCCAGCGCCGGCGUCUCUGCUACCUGUGCCGGCUCGAUUGUUUCUGCUCUGUACCAGACAGAGUUGAGCGCCCCCCUGCAGCAGAGCGUCGCCAUAGGGCUCAUGGAUGAUAUUGGGAACCUCUUCUGCCAUGCAAUCAAGAAGAUCAAGGAUGCUGUCCAGGCCAAGCUCGUAGUCCCUGCCUGA
Brachypodium distachyon (stiff brome) is the source of this 1302-nucleotide messenger RNA. RefSeq names its product homeobox-leucine zipper protein ROC6-like. Gene Ontology annotation, molecular function: lipid binding. The transcript has 5 exons. Lineage: Eukaryota; Viridiplantae; Streptophyta; Magnoliopsida; Poales; Poaceae. The coding region runs from base 1 to 1302 and encodes 433 amino acids. The record is from RefSeq and is a predicted model, not a curated record.